AUGUUGUGUUACACGAGAUGCGCCUUCGUGGUAAAAUACAAGAAAGGCGUCUUCAAGUUGAGAGGGCAACGAUCCGCAACAACCUUCCCUGUUUACUACGUCAACAGACACCGUACGACCUCGGAACUCAUCCGUCCGCCCGACGAGAAGGCGGGGACGCGUACCCGAUUCCUCCCUGUACGCACUGUCGGGAGUGAAGCGAGUGACGGAAAAAUGUGAUUCUGCCCUUUCGGUUCGCCUCACAAAAAUCUAUCCCAUCACACAACAACAUUCCCCUCCUUCCUCCACAACAGCGAUCAUGAAAGGAGGGCGAGGAAGAGUGUGGCGGUGUCGCGCACUCCAGAAAAGGAAGAAAGAGUAUUCUCCGAUCUUUCCCCAGUUUCGCGGGGGGAACCUGCAACAUUCAAUCGGAAUGUGUCCGUUUUUGUUCCCUGUUAACCCCCCGACGGUCGCCUUUUCCCGACUGACAAUGGCCGCGCGACUGAUCGCCGGCAGGCUGCUAUGCCUGUCAGCUUUCAUGGUAGUUUUCUCUCCUCCUCCUUUCCGAAAUGGAAUUUUUACCCCCGGUCCCCCAAACCCUUAUCACCUCAACUCGUACAGUGGGCUACAAUAAGCGUGUGUCGUGUAGUGGGAUUUAGUAAUCAUAUUUGCAUAGUACUGUUUUAUAGAUAUUAUAGUAUGUAACCUUGUACAUGAUAUGAAAAUCGUUUAUAGACAUUUUUAAGCUUGUAUGCUGAUUUUGUAAAUUUUUCAAAAGUUCUGUCAAGUACAACAACUUUAAGAAUUUGAUUUUAUAUAUACAAGUUGUUUCCCAUUGUUUACUACGGUUGCAGCCUUUUUCUAAAUGUUUUUGUGUUUCUUCGCGCAAGUUAAAAAUUUUUUAAUCAAAAAGUCCAAUUAUCAUUUCAUAGUUUUAGACCAAGCAAGGGAGGACAAUGAUCUUCCUUGACAAGUUUCUGCAGGGUCUCAAACCUCAAUUUGAUGACGAUGCUAUAGACCGCUUGAAUUACUAUUAUACCCCGCUGUUGUUGGUGAUCUUUGCCCUUACGUUGAGUGCCAAGCAGUGAGUUUUUGAGCAUUAUAAUGCAAUCUUUGAAUAUUUUUCGAAAAAGAAAUCUACGCUCCGUACUUUACAAAAUGUCCUUUAAAAUUACUGUUAUAAAUAUAAGACAACUAAACCUUUACCUUUUUCAGAUACGUCGGCCAACCCAUCCAAUGCUGGAUUCCCGCCCAAUUCACAGGUAAUGAUGCCAAAAUUUAUGCAAAAUUUAAAUUUUAGGUGCUUGGGAACAGUACAGUGAGAACUACUGCUUCGUACAAAACACCUACUUCUUGCCUCUCAACUACUACAUUCCCGCAAGUGUAAAUGAAAGGGAACAUUCGGAAAUCGGCUACUAUCAGUGGGUACCGUUCGUGCUCGGCUUACAGGCCAUCCUCUUCUAUUUGCCCGCUUUGGUAUGGAGAAUCUUCAACUGGCAGUCUGGAAUCUCCGUCAAGGGGAUUAUUCAGAUGUGCGAAGACGUUGGAAACAUGCAAGUCGAGAAAAGAAAGGCUUCAGUCGAAGUUGUUGCUUCACACUUGGUGGAUUCGCUCAAAAUGCAACAAAACUUGACCGGCAAAAGUAGGUUUUAAAGACAAAUAAUUCAUAAAAAUCUACUCCUAAUAGUAACAACUUUACAAAAGAAAAAAGCAUAUUUCAAAACAGCAAAACAAGAACAAUCUAGCUCAAAAUAAUUAAAAAGACCUUGAUUUAUCUAUAAAUCAAGUUUACACUUUCAGAUGUCUUCUCCGUUUUGCUGAACAAGAGUAAAUACCUAACCACAUUGUACUUGUUUGUCAAAACCUUAUACUUGUUACAAGUAUUCUCUCAAUUCUUCAUACUGAACCGAUUUUUGGGUACGGACUAUACAUUCUACGGUUUCGAGAUUCUCAGAGACCUAGCCUACGGAAUUCCAUGGCAAGAAUCUGGACAUUUCCCAAGGUAAGACAUUUUUUCUAUUUUUUGUCCUAUAUUAUCAUUCAUUUUAAGGAAUCGACCAAAAAACUAAAAAUUUUAUUUUAAUAACCUACUUAAACGUAAUGUCACGGAAAAUAACCUAAUUCACUUCAGAGUGACAAUGUGCGACUUUGAAGUCCGUGCCUUAGGCAACGUCCACCGACACACCGUGCAAUGUGUGUUGAUGAUCAACAUGUUCAACGAAAAGGUCUAUAUCUUCAUCUGGUGGUGGUUGUUGAUCGUGCUAUUCGCUACGAUUGGAAACCUCAUCUACUGGCUAUGUGUGUCUUUCUUCAGCUCACAGCAAGAAACAUUCGUCACGCAAUACCUGAGAGUGUUCAAUCUGUUGAAGAAUGAAGGUAAGGCAUUACUUUUAUACUAGGUUUCUCUUCCCUAACCUAGCUUACAAAACAAAAGCUCUAUAAUCUAUCUAUUAAGUUCUUCAAAUAAUUGAGUGCAACUAAAACCGAAUUUUUUGCUUUGAAAUGGGGCUCAGAAUUAUUUGAACAAACCAAUUAGAUAAAUCAUGAUAUUUUUUAUAGUGAAUUCGGUUAAAAGGCCGAUUUUAUUAUUGUAGUACCAUAAAGAAUAAAAAGUAGCAUUUUUUUUUAAAUUUCAUUUUCAGACAAAAAAGUGGCCAAAAAGUUUGUGCACAACUACCUGAAGAGCGAUGGAGUGUUCCUGCUACGAUUAAUAGCAACCAACGCUGGAGACCUGAUCACCACUGACCUCGUCUACAACUUGUGGUUCAUGUUCCUGCAGGAAGAAGCAUCAAAGGCCCCAACCCUGCCCCGAUCUCCGAGUGCACCAACCAAUGAGCAGGCCCUGGACGACGUGGACGGAAGUUUCGACGGCGAGAAACAACGACUCACUUAA
Bursaphelenchus okinawaensis is the source of this 2872-nucleotide messenger RNA. The record is from the annotation of a GenBank genome assembly. Lineage: Eukaryota; Metazoa; Nematoda; Chromadorea; Rhabditida; Aphelenchoididae.